AUGUCGGAUCGGGAAAAAGCUUCUCUGGCCACUGACAGCAAGUGUUUCGAGUGUCAGGAGGUUGGACACCUCACGCGGAACUGUCCUCAUCAUGUGCAGGUGACAUCGUCCUCAAAGGGUCGUCCACCGGGGGUCUCCUCGUUUAGCGUGGAAUUUGGUCACGCCGAGACACUGCGGGAGCUCGCUGAAUUUAUAGUAAGUGUGGAUGAGCUCGCCCUACACCACAUUGUUGUAGGUGACUCCCUUGAGGAUGAUGAUGUUGAGGGACAGUGUGAUGAGUCGGAGGCCUCUGAUUUGCUGCCCGAGUUGGAAUCCAUCCUGGAUGCCGACUCGUCUGGGGGUAUUUCCAACGAUAAUCGUGAGCUCGUAGCCUAUGACGAGGAUUACCUCACGAUGUACCUGCCCCCGAUGCGACAUGAAGGAUGA
Molecule: messenger RNA, 426 nt
Organism: Postia placenta MAD-698-R-SB12
Lineage: Eukaryota; Fungi; Basidiomycota; Agaricomycetes; Polyporales; Adustoporiaceae
Exons: 1
Coding region: 1-426 (141 amino acids)
Molecular function (GO): zinc ion binding; nucleic acid binding
Source: RefSeq, a predicted model, not a curated record